AUGAUAAAAUAACUUCCAAAUAGUUCAAGGGAAAGAAUGACACUUAUUGAUUUACUUUUUGAUGAAAGCUAUCCAAAAUAGAGAACUUUACCUUAAAGUAUUCCUCAAAUCCGUACAAAAAUAAAUGCUAAGAAAUCGGCCCCAGAUAUUAAAUCUUAUGAAAGUUAGAUUUAACUGAAAGAAUAACCAAUAAAAUAAAAAGAUAAAAUGUCACACAUUUAUUCAAUAAAUGAAUUCAUAAUUUAAAAUCCUAAGCAACAAAAAGUAGAUUAUUAAUAAGUAUAAAAUUCUUAAAAUAAAUUACUGGAGUUGUUAAAACCAAUUAAUUUUAAGAAAUAAAAGAAAAAAGAAAAUUUCAGAUUGCAUAAGAGUGAGAAUUGUUAAAUAAAUUAAUAUAAAUUACCAAAUUUAUCAUCAAGAUAUCUAAAUACUAAUAAUAAUAACUUUAAUUCAUAUGGAAUGUAAGUAAGAUAAUCUGUUUAGGAGAUUAUUAAAUGUAAAAUAUGUUUCACGUAUAUUGAUCAUGAUAAUUUUAAACUGAAUUGUUAACAUAAUUUUCAUAAAGAUUGCUUAAGAGAUUAAUUAUAAUAGUUAAUAAAUUAAGGACAAUACAAUUUGAAUUGUAUUAGUUGUAAUGAUAGAAUAAAGAAUAGUUAAUUAAGAAACAUAUUAAAUAAGAGUAUGCUUGAAUUAUACCAUUUAAAUUAAAUUAAAUUCAUAGUUUCAAGAUAUCAUAAUUUAGUAAAAUUUGAGAAAUGUAAAAAAUGUUUCUUUUUUUGGAUUAAAACACAAUCAGCCAAUAAUUUUGAUUCCUAUUGUCAGAUUUGUGACUAAAGUAAUUUUAAAUGA
Paramecium sonneborni is the source of this 849-nucleotide messenger RNA. Lineage: Eukaryota; Ciliophora; Oligohymenophorea; Peniculida; Parameciidae. The record is from the annotation of a GenBank genome assembly.